Tympanuchus pallidicinctus (lesser prairie-chicken) is the source of this 4125-nucleotide messenger RNA. It is a transcript of the gene EIF4H, whose product is annotated as eukaryotic translation initiation factor 4H. The coding region runs from base 76 to 840 and encodes 254 amino acids. Gene Ontology annotation, molecular function: RNA binding. The transcript has 7 exons. Lineage: Eukaryota; Metazoa; Chordata; Aves; Galliformes; Phasianidae. The record is from RefSeq and is a predicted model, not a curated record.
CGCCGUAUAUAAGCGGCGCGGGGUCCUCGUGGCGCGGUCCUGUCACGCUCGCACGGGGUGGAGGCUGAGGUGGCGAUGGCGGAUUUCGAUCCUUACGACGAUCGGGCCUACAGCAGCUUCGGCGGCGGCCGGGGGUCUCGUGGUGGUGGCCUUGGUUCACGCAAACAGAAAGAGCUGCCAACAGAGCCCCCCUUCACAGCCUAUGUGGGAAACCUCCCCUUCAACACUGUCCAAGGAGACAUAGAUGCCAUCUUCAAGGAUCUCAGCGUAAGGAGUGUACGACUAGUCAGAGACAAGGAAACAGAUAAAUUUAAAGGAUUUUGUUACGUAGAGUUUGAUGAAGUGGAGUCACUCAAGGAAGCUCUUACAUAUGAUGGUGCACUUUUGGGUGACCGAUCACUGCGAGUGGACAUAGCAGAAGGCAGAAAACAGGAUAAAGGUGGCUUUGGUUUCAGAAAAGGCGGACCUGAUGACAGAGGAAUGGGAGGAGGUUCCAGAGAAUCCAGAGGAGGUGGAUGGGAUUCCAGAGAUGACUUCGGUUCUGGAUUCAAAGACGACGAUUUCCUGGGAGGCCGGGGUAGAGGAACUCGCCCUGGAGACCGACGGCCACCAGGUGCCUUAAUGGGAACUGGUGGCACUGGUCGUUUCCGAGAUGGGCCUCCGCUUCGUGGAUCCUCCAUGGACUUCAGAGAGCCAACAGAAGAGGAAAGAGCGCAGCGGCCCCGGCUUCAGCUCAAACCUCGAACAGUUGGUACUCCCCUCAAUCAAGUAGCCAACCCAAAUUCUGCUAUCUUUGGUGGAGCCAAGCCCCGAGAGGAAGUAGUAAAGGAGCACGACUGAGCUUGGUGUUGAGAGGGAAUGGGGAGGCGGGAGAAAACGCAAGACAGUACAGAGUGACUAGCUCUGCUGGAAUGUCAACCCUGCAGUUUACCAUUCCUGCCAUCUGGCAUUUGUCCUCUUUGAAACCGAAAACACAGAGCUUGUGAAUGCAUGUCAGCUGUUAACAAGUGGUUUUUAGUAUGUUCUUGGCUUUGCUGUAUCUAGUGCCUGCUUUGUGCUGAGUUUCCUCUUCUGUUUCCUUCCAAGCAGCACAGUUGCCAGUAGAUAAGGCGGUGUGGCUGCUUCCACGAGUGUGGAGGUCUAUGGACAAAGGUGCUGCUUCACUUCCUCCUUUCUGGGUUUAUUUUACUUUAGAAGCACAGGUUAGACUUAGUUAUUACCCUGUAUUGUUUCCUUUCACUUCCUCAGUGCUCCUCUUCUGACCCGCAUGUCUUGUUCUGUAUUGCUGUGGCUCUGAAGAGGAAAACUGGAGAGUCCAGAUGAGUUGAACUGAAUAAUUUACAGUUCUAACCAUGUGGUGAAAUACCAUUUAGGAUAAUUGAUGAGUAGUUGUAUAGAGCAGAGCCCCUUAUAAAGCUAAGGAGGUAGCUGCCCUUUCUCACAGGUUACCUGGAAGUAUCAAUAGCUGCAAAUAAAGUUGGCUGACAAGCCUGGCAAAUGGGUGGAAUCAGUAUGGAUAAAGCACCUGCCAGCAGAGUGCUGCUGAUUGCUUUUUGUAGACUUCAAAAUGGUAUGAUACUACACUCCUGAGCUUGAAGUUAGUGCUGCAAAACUGUGCCUGUUUGAGCACAGCUGCUCACUGGCUUUUUUUCUGCUUACAUUUCUUUAGGUUUUACAUGUUUGGUAAGUUUUUAAAUGAAGUUUCUACAGGUAAAAUUGACUUUUUUAUUUUUCUUUAUGGAGUAUAUACUUUGCCAUGCAGUAUGUAAUUGCCAUUAUCCCCUGUAUUUCUUUGCCCAGUGGUGUACAGUUUUAAGACCUCUGCUUUCACAAUACCAUUAAAAUGGGCAGAUUAGAAAUAGUUAUGCUAUAGAUUCUCUUCAUGUAGAAGUUUGGAUGAAAAGCAUUUCUAAUUGCUGCAUCUCUCUGAACUCGAAGUGUUUCUUGCAGUUGUUGGGUGUUCUGUGUGGGAGGAGGGAGGGGAAACUGGCGCUAAGGGGGAGAGAGCACAUGAUGUUUGACAACAGGAUCUGGAUCUUUAACACUGAAGGAUGGAUGCAUCCAAUGCAUGAGAAUUGUGGGCCCCUACUACCAGUGCUGACAGCUUUCAGAUACAACCAGCACACCAAAGUUCUUGGAAGCAUGGCUGCUUCACUGCCAGCAUCGCUGCUAGUGGUGAAUUUCUUCUUAAAGUUACUUCUGUCAUGUCAGAGUCCCAGCAACUCACAGAACUACUCUUUCCUUCCUUCUGCCUGUCACUUAAUCUGCUUCUGAGAUAAGAACCAUUUGUCUAACACUAAUAAUUAAUUUAAGACAGACAUGCAUUUGUGUGGUUGUAUUCCAAACCAAUUAGUGACCUAUUUACAUCUUCAAUGUGGAAAAGAUUUUAAGAACAAACUCCCAUAUAAAAUUCACCUCUAGUCAAGACAGUUGACUUUUAAAUGUUUAAAAAAAAAAAAAAAAAAAAAAGAACAAAAAAAAAAAAGAAAAAAGAAUUCCAAACACUUACACAUUCUGCUUCAUAACAAAAUAAAUUUAUGGAUAUGGUAUUUUGUGAAUGAUCUUUUAAAUAAAAGAAAACAUUAAGUAAUAUUUAACACUGGUCUUUAUUUGAGUCUGCCGUAGCUUGUGUCCAUCUCCCCCUCCAAAGUUCUUUAACACUGUAUUAAUUUGGAAGUAAGAGACACUUAAAUAAGGGGGGUUGGAAAGAAGAAGGGAAGAAAUAUAAGACUGUAGUGCUGGACAAAUCCAGACUGUAGGAGGCAGUGAAGUAAAAAUCAUGUAGAAGAGGAAGCAAGCUCAAGUUUAGUCCUGUGGCUUCAAGCUCUACUGCAAAGGCUGCAGGGCAGAAUUUGGAAGUAGUUCAGCUUGGUGUUUCCUAAGGCUUUUGGUAAACGUUUUCCAGCAGCUGAGUUCUGCUGCCCUCUGAAAGCAGCGCCCUGUGUGAUGGAGGGCAAAACGUGUGCUUUCAGUUGGAGUGGUGUGUUUUAGUGCGGUGUGUUUGGUAAGGCAUCAUGAAUAGAUCAGCUGGCUGUUUUUCUGCCUGGUUUCUCCCAACCUUACUUGAUUUGUUUCCUGCUGGACGUAACUGUUGAUGUUGUUGCCCUAUGUCUUUCAAGCACAUGCAUACUGCAGGGUGAGUUAAAAGCCAUGUGUUCAGUUUUUGUAAUAGAAGAAAUGAGCUUUGGCCUUCCUACUGGUUUUACUGCUUUCCACAGUAUGAAAUGAUGGGAAGUGUUAGUCUUCCAGCUGUUCAGUCUGCUGUGUAUCCUCAAACUUGCUAUCCUGACAGCUUGAGCAGAGGAUCCAAAUCCCUCUCAGGAGUGACUUGCUGAGGCAGGCUGUACAAGCACUGACUGUCCGACGUGGCUGAUCUCAGAUGCAGAAGGGCUAAUUGGCUGGAGAUGGCAUCCUUCAGCUGCUUCCACAAGGCUUGCUCAUAGUUGGUCUUGCAAACAUAACUGUGGUGGCAAUAAUUUCAUUACUCUGCAUGGUUGUUUUGGUUUUUUUUAGUUGAAGUGACACUGAUUUGUGAGGGGAGGAAAAAAAGCUCAUCUUCAAGUUUCUCUACCCGCUGACCUUUCACUCAGUAGUUUUCUACUAGUGAAAGCAGCCCAAUCCCAACAUAGUCUGUUUUUAGUAGUUCAGACACAAAUUUGCAUUGCCUGGUUUCCUUUGGGUUCUACCUUAUGUGGACAUUUGAAAAGGCUUUUAUUUCCAUAGGGUUGGUUGUUUUGUAGGAGGAAACCAGGUGACUCCCAGCAGCAAAAGGCAGCUCCAGCCUUGUGCCUCAGGGCUGACUUUGUGUGUGAAGUGCUGCCGAUCUGCUGGUGUGACUGAGGAGCCUGCUGUGCUGACACUGAAGUUCUGUUAGGUGCACUGCAGCUGUGGUUGAGAGUUACAGCCAAGACUUGCAGUCCUGGGGCCAUUUUGAGUAGUGCUGGUGUUUUUACAACCUGUCCUGUGAGUUCUGUUGUAGUUUCAAUACCAACUGCAGCACGUAGCCUGCUGGGAGCAUCGCUGCCUGUAGUGAGAGCUGCUGGCUUUGUCUUAAGAGAAAUAAGAUCUAGAAAAUCUUAGAGCAAAUCCUAUUACAUCUUUCUGUAAAAAUAAUAAUAAUAAUAA